AUGCAAAACUCCGUCCGUUUGUCGGCCUCACUUCUCUGGCUCACGCUGUUCGGAAACCCGUGGCAGCUCCAUGUUGGGAAGGAGUACCGCGAACGCAUUCUAACGGAGUUCCCGCAGUUCUUGGCCAUCGACACGCACGUGAUCACGGAUGACGAGCGGAUUCCAGAGUGCUGCGCCCCGGUCGCAACGACCGGUCGGUACGAGGUAUUCGAGCACCGCUACCGGGCGCUCGGACAAACUACCGAGCUGCAGCUGUAUUCUUUUGCUUCGGCGAUGGAACGAAGAGGUAAAAAUGGGGUCUUUGGCACACUGGACUCUUCCUCAAAGAGUCGGUUUGGCGCUGCACUUUCAGGCAGCUUGUUGGGACAGAACAGCUUCGUGGAUAAGUCGCAACAAACUCUGUACCUGGAGAGCCUUUCGUCUUGCGUUUCUCACUUAGUACACUUCAGCAACUGGUGCUCUGCCAGUGUGCAGAUUCAGCGUCGCUGGCGCGGAUGGCGACUCGCAACAAGAUUUCGAAAAUUCGAGCAGCGCUUGGUGAAGGCGCAGGCGUCGGUGCGUCGGUUUUUGUGGCGUCGCAAGGUGGAGCGACACUUGCAGCAACUCUGCUCCGAGUUCAACCGCACGUGCUGGCGAUUAUCGCACCACGAGCGGAGCGCCAGGAAAAUCCAAAAAAUUGCCCGCCUUUGGGUCGCGCGAUUCUGCGAGAAGCGACUCCAGAACGAGGCUGCAACACACGUUCAGCGAUGCUGGCGCGGC
Messenger RNA from Amoebophrya sp. A120, 759 nucleotides. Lineage: Eukaryota; Dinophyceae; Syndiniales; Amoebophryaceae. The record is from the annotation of a GenBank genome assembly.